AUGACUACAGAGGAAUUCAAAAGAACUCGGAAGUGGUUUGUUGCAAGAAGAGGCAAACCACACCUCAUGGUUAGUGACAACGCAAAGACGCUCCAGGCACAAAGAAAUGGUUGGAGAGCUUGCACAGCAAUAACAAUCAAUCAAGUGGGUAUUCAACUUGUUGCAGGCCCCUGGUGGCGCCGGUUUUUUGAGCCCCUAAUUGGGGUUAUGAAGUCAGCACUUUCAAAGGUUAUUGAAAAUGCAUUACUCACAUUUGUAGAGCUCAAAGAAACCUUGCUAGAUUUUGAGUGCUUCAUGAACAAUAGGUCACUUACAUACCUUGGUAAAGAAUUUGACAAGCAAGUAAUAACCCCAAACAUUAUUCUUCGUGGAGAACUAGCAACUCUCUUGAAAGAAAACGGAGAUACACUUGAAGAACAAGCAGAUGUUGCAAGGUGGCUGAGGUAA
Molecule: messenger RNA, 447 nt
Organism: Rhopilema esculentum
Lineage: Eukaryota; Metazoa; Cnidaria; Scyphozoa; Rhizostomeae; Rhizostomatidae
Molecular function (GO): nucleic acid binding
Source: RefSeq, a predicted model, not a curated record